GAUAAUUUUGAAAGAAUCCUCAAAAUUCUCCGACACUCUCCAUGGAACCAUGGCCUUAUAACUUUGUACACAGGAAUUUUGAAGUUUGAACAUGAAGCUUUAUUUCCCUCUUUUAACGGCCGUGACGCGCAGGACGUACAGGUUCGAAUUCGCUGCCAAUCGUUGGGUUACAUCAACGGGGCCGCGUCAAUUUUAAGGUCAUCGGAGAAAGACGGGUGCGUUCUGUGGGAAUUUCCAAUGGCAGACGAUCAGUGUGCAUCAAGCCUUCUGCUAUCUUUUCUGCAACAAGUUCAGGAAGCCAUGUUAGCUACAUUUGGCCCUAAGGAUUUUGAUCCCAAGUUGUACAUUGACCUCCCCCUUCGCUUCAAUUUAUUCCAGACACGCAAAGCCUUUCGGGAAUUAUGUCGCCUGCAAGACAAUUCAUUGUCACCAGAUCAUCUCACUGCUUUUAUCAACGAAUAUUUUGAUGAGCCAGGCAGCGAUGUAAUAAUCUAUACACCACAGGAUUUCACGGUAGAGCCAGAGGGCUUUUUACCCGGGGUAAAACACCCUGAAAUUCGUGGCUGGUCUCUGCAAGUGCAUUCCUUGUGGAAAGAAUUGUGCAGAAAAGUUGGCGAGGAUGUGAAGAUAAGUGCCGAUCAGCAUACGCUUUUGUAUCUAUCUCGGCCGGUAAUAAUUCCUGGAUCGCGGUUUAGAGAAGUUUAUUACUGGGAUAGCUACUGGGUCAUCAGGGGAUUGCUCGCGAGCAAAAUGUUUGAAACAGCCAAGGGAAUUGUGUACAAUUUGAUUUCGCUUGUGGAGACUUAUGGCUUUGUGCUGAACGGCGCCCGAACCUACUACACGAACAGAAGUCAACCCCCUCUUCUUAGUGCGAUGGUGGAAGCCAUUUAUGCGAAAACUGGUGACAUUUCACUGUUGAGAAAGGCAUUGCCUGCUUUGCUACAAGAGUACAGAUUUUGGACUUCAGGGGUACAUGAAGUCAUUAUAAAGGAUGAACAUGAUUUUGAGCAUUCUUUAAGCCGAUAUUAUGCAAGUUGGAAUGCUCCUAGGCCAGAAUGUUCGACAAUUGACAAGGAGACAGCUAAAGGUUUGAAAGAAAAUGAGAAAACGUCCCUUUAUCAUGAAAUCGCUACUGCUGCUGAGUCGGGGUGGGAUUUUGGUUCACGUUGGAUGAGUGAUCAAAAGAGCCUUACCACAUUGCGCACAACUUCUAUCAUACCUGUAGACCUCAAUGCAUUUUUAUUGCAGAUGGAGCUCAAUAUAUCCAUAUUUGCAAACGCCAUUGAUGAGACUUCUAUAGCCAGAAAUUUUGUUAAAGCAGCUGAUUUGCGAUAUGCUGCAAUAAAUGCUAUCAUGUGGAAUGAUGAGAUGGGGCAGUGGCUUGAUUAUUGGAUUGAUUCAGACAGGUCUUUAUUAAAUCAAGAAAAUGAUAAGCAAUGCAAGGUUUGUAAAGAAAUUCAUAUAUUCAAUAGAAACAAUCAAAACAAAACCAUUUAUGCUUCCAACUUUGUUCCACUAUGGAUUGAGCCCUUUCGUUCAGAUAGAAGAAUAGAGAAGGUGAUAAAUACAUUUCAAAGAUCUGGACUUAUCCAACCUGCAGGGAUAUCAACGUCUUUGUUAAAUACAGGGCAACAGUGGGACUUUCCAAAUGGUUGGGCUCCUUUGCAGCAUAUGAUUACAGAGGGUAUAGCAAAAUCCACAUUUGGAGCAACGCCCUUAGCAGCAGACAUAGCUCGAAGAUGGGUGAAGACUAAUUUUGUUGCAUUCAAACAAACCGGGGCAAUGCAUGAGAAAUAUGAUGUACAAGUCUUUGGGGAGACUGGAGGCGGUGGUGAGUACACAACCCAGACGGGCUUUGGUUGGUCCAAUGGUGUGGUUUUGGCUCUGCUUGAAGAGUUUGGCUGGCCGAUAGAUUUGCCCAUUGACUAAAUUAAGUUGUACUGAGCAACUUUAGACAUUUGCCCCUUUCGAUAGUAUUCAUCUGCUUUGUGCUUUCUCCUGUUUAAUAAGUAGGUCUCUGACACAUAUAGGAAGAAAUAAGCUCUAGUAAGUCUCUGACAUUGAAACUGAAGUCCCGUGUCACAGUUCAAAGUUGAUGAACAGGAUUAACAAAAAGUACUAUGUAUCAUAUGAUUUCGAUACACCAUUAAAUAAAGUUUGGCAUAAUAAUCCA
Cryptomeria japonica (Japanese cedar) is the source of this 2173-nucleotide messenger RNA. Its product is annotated as probable trehalase. Gene Ontology annotation, molecular function: alpha,alpha-trehalase activity. Gene Ontology annotation, biological process: trehalose catabolic process. NCBI's taxonomy places the organism in Eukaryota, Viridiplantae, Streptophyta, Pinopsida, Cupressales, Cupressaceae. The record is from RefSeq and is a predicted model, not a curated record. The transcript is spliced from 11 exons. The coding region runs from base 238 to 1929 and encodes 563 amino acids.